AUGAUGCCGAAUGUACUGCUAACGGUUGAUGAUUAUCGUCGAGAAGCAGUGAAACGACUGCCCCAAAUGGCCAGAGACUAUUAUCAGAGCGGAUCUGAGGCGGGUAAAACGCUGUUUCGAAACGAAAAAGCAUUCGCCAGGUUUUUUUGUCACUCAUUUUCGAAAGAAACUUUUUUUUUCAACUUAAUUUUAUUGUCUAGUGACUUUUUAAAUGUUCUUCAAAAAAUGCAUUUUACUAUGUAAUUAAAAGCUCAACAUGUAACAUGUUUGAAAAGUAGAUUAUAGCCUUCUGAUCCGACCAAGAUGCCUAAGAAGCGUCGCCAAAGUGACCACUUCAGUGGAAUGGUUCGGAGCGACUCACGCGUUCCCAAUCGGAAUCGCACCGACAGCUUUCCACAAAAUGGCAACUUUCGAUGGGGAGCUGGAUACCGUGAGAGGUCAGACUUUGAGAGAGAUUCAUUCAAAGAAGUGAUGUCAGGAGCAGCAGCUGCAGGUACAGUGAUGAUCUGCAGUUCCUGGAGCACGACCUCUAUCGAGGAAAUCGGGGAGGAAGCCAGGAAAACUGGCGCCGUUUUGUGGUUUCAGGUAGGGGAAUCACUUUGUUCUUUUGGAAAAAUCUUAUCUUUCAAAUUGUGGGAAUUUUCUGGAACCUUGCCAAAACACUCUUUUUGUACCAUGGUCCAGAGAGCUUAAACGUUUCCACCCGCCAAUUUUUCUAGUUUUUGAGAAAAGGACACCUCGAAGUCAAAGAAAAGCCUCAAAAUCCGUGAAAAUGGGGCCUUUACAAGAGAUUUGAGCUCUUAUAAUAAGGGCCUUAUUUCCUGGAAACUUGGAAGUUGUGCAGGUUGAGACUUUCAGGACGUUUUCGUGGUACAUAAAGGAACGUUUAAGACAAUUAAAAAAAUUCUCAACCCAAAGAUUAUAUUUUACAAGAAUUUUCAGCUCUACGUCUACAAAGACCGCGACGCGACCGAGUCGUUGAUCAGACGAGCCGAAAAAGCCGGAGUAAAAGCCUUGGUUCUGACGGUAGACACCCCGGUUCUCGGCCGAAGACUUGCCGACACCCUCAACGGCUUCUCCUUGCCGUCUCCUCUGAAGUUAUCUUGAUUCAUCUUCAGAAAAAGGAAGGUAUUCAGAUUCGCCAACUUCGAGAACAGCGUCACCAAGGCCGAGAUGCCGACUGGAGGUGCUGGCAAAUCCGGAUUCAUGCAGUACGUCAGCGCGCAGAUUGAUCCGUCGCUCAGUUGGGAAACUCUUCGGUGGAUUCGCACGUAUGCUUUUUCAUAUUGAGAUAUGAGUAAAGUUCGAAUUUCACUGCGCUAUUUACUAUGGAUAGAUUUGCCGUUCUGAAAUUUGGGGGUUUUUUUUUAAAUGAUAAUUUUUUUAUUUGUCUGAAACCUUUUGAAGAUCUCCCGCAGAUCCUGUGAAAACUUUUAAAGUAAUUCUGAAAAUAAGAGACCUCAAAAGUCUCUCAUUCAAUUUUUAAAACUUGAAACUUGAAAUUUGAGGCUUUUGUUCUCAAAAAGAAGAAGAAUAUGUAGAUUUAGAGAUUCAGGACUUCGUCACUGACGUCAAACAUCUUUUAUCACGUUUAAUUUUUCAAACAUUAAAUUAAUUUUCCCUGUAAAUUCUAGUGUAUGCAGCAUUCAUUAACCCUGAAUUUUCUUCAUCUUUUUGGUCCUGCAUACGAUACAAAAAAAUCAUACAGUCGUCUACAGUAAGACGGACCUGCCCAUCCUGGUCAAAGGGGUCAUGACAUCCGAAGAUGCUGAAUUGGCUUUGAAGGCCAAAGUCGACGGAAUCAUCGUCUCGAAUCAUGGCGGUCGGCAGAUGGAUGACAUACCAGCUACAGUGGGUUUACAAAUGUUUGCGAAAAAGAAGUCAGUUUUCAAUGCCAUCUUUUUCACCAGGAUACGGAUGAAAAAUUGAAACGUUUAUGUUCAAAGGGAUUUCGCGAAAUGCAAAAUGGCGGUCAGAGAAGAAAAAUAUAACUAAAUUUUGGAGAGUCAGAGAUAAUUUUGAAUUUCGCAGAAAUCACUUCGAACACGGCAUCAGGGUGACAUUGGUCAGUUCAGAAAUCCUUCCUGAAACUCCCUUUUUUCAAGCUUCAAAGUUCGCGAUUCACCGCCUUCUACCUUGAAACUUCUCUUUUGUUAAAAAAAAUACAACUUUUGGGAUUUUUUCAGAUAGAGGUCCUGCCAGAAGUGAUCCAAGCCGUUGGAAAGGACGUCCCGGUCUUUCUGGACGGCGGGAUUCGCAACGGCAGAGACGUUUUCAAAGCGAUCGCUCUAGGGGCUCGCGGAGUUUUCGUGGGAAGACCCAUUUUGUGGGGGUUGACCGUUGGGGUUACAAAACUUUCAUUUUCAUUGAAAAUUGGGCUCGAAGAGCAAAGUGAUCUGAUAGUCAACAAAAACUUUAAAAGUUGAACUUUUUUUUGUCUGUCUCGAAACAUUUAAUUUCCACCAAGUUCUACGCAUCAUAUAACUUGAACCUCUAGUUAUUUUUUUGGAUCAAAUCACCCUCCAAUCGGUUUUUCAGCGAGACCAAGGAGUUCGGGACGUCCUAGCGAUUCUACAGAGCGAGUUUCUACACGCGCUGCAAUUAACAGGCAAAAUUAGUUCAAUCAUUUGAAUUCGAAAGAUUUUCUCAGGUAUCCGUUCGAUCGAGGAACUACAGGGCGAGAAGAACGUUGUCGUUCACAAGAGCGCCUUCUCGAAAAUAUAA
This is a messenger RNA of Caenorhabditis auriculariae, 2724 nucleotides long. The record is from the annotation of a GenBank genome assembly. Lineage: Eukaryota; Metazoa; Nematoda; Chromadorea; Rhabditida; Rhabditidae.